UAGCUUCGCUGGCGUGCGGGCUAUUCAAUGGAAAACGAAAGCUAUUACUGUUCUUCUCAUGGCGUCCAGCAGCGUAAAUGACCCAAGUCAAGGGAACAGCUACCAGGAGAACUUCAGCUGCUCUGAGAGUAACUCUGAGAGCAGUGCUACAGAAGAGGAAUCAGACAGUGAUGCAGCAGGACCCAGUCAGAGGCACACUCCAUCUACCUCAGCCCAGUGUCAGCAGGAUCAGGAAGAGCCUUGCCGGUACUACAACAGCGGUUGCUGCCGGGAUGGGAAAAGAUGCCACUACCGACACAUCUGCAAAUAUGCCUUGAGAGGCAACUGUCGCUAUGGAGCCAAGUGUCACCUCAAGCACCCCAGCUCCUCCUCUGACAGGGAUGGAGGUGGUGGGAGGAGGGACAGAAGGAGGUCUUCAUCUGGAGGGAGAGGAGGAGGGAGGGAGGGAGAGGAGGCGACCGGGCCAGGGAAAGGUCUUCAUCUAGAGGUGAGACAUGUACUAGGCUGUAAUAAGGUCAGGGAGGGAGGGAGAGGAGGAGACCGGGCCAGGGAAAGGUCUUCAUCUAGAGGGGCUCAGCGUGACUUUAGCGGGCCCUACAAAUGGCAGUUGGAAGAUGGACAUGGCUGGAAGGACAUAGCCAACGAUCACAUUCUGGAGGCACAGUACUCCCAACCCAACAAUAAGGGCAUCAAUAUCUACAACACCCCCUACGGAGCAGUGAGUAUUGAUUUCAAGGCGAUGAGAGUCCGCGGUAAGAAGAAUCUGAGGGUGAGGCGUUUGGAUGGUCAGCAGACAGAGUGGAUCUGGUUCUACUCAACUAGCAAAGGCUGGAUCAAGUAUGGAGAAAAGGAUUCCAAGGGAAACCCAGGCCCCAUCCAGAGUUCUGAGAUCGAGCAGAAAUUCCAACGCAACCGUAACGGUUGUCUUACAUUCAACAUCGGCUCCGAUACCUUCGAGAUCCGAUUCAGACAAAUGAGACAGGUGAACGGCAAGAGGAAGAGGAAAGUUGUCCGUCGUCCACAGUACCAACCACCUCAAAGCGGAAAUCUAAUUGGUCGAGUGACGUCUGCUUUCCAGAGAGUGAAGAUGUCCCCAGCGGGCCAGAGUGAAUCUCCAGAGUGGCAGUUUGGGGGGAAAAGUGGGCGAUGGCACACCUUCAAAGACAGUGCUGACAUUGAAGACCAGUACCAGCAGGACUUCAAUGGAUCCAUGUCCUUCACUGUCAACGGACAGACCUACAAGCUGGACUUUUCAGCCAUGAAGCAAACCAACCAGUCUACAAGGGUGACGCGCAACAUCAGGCGUGUCUAGAGAGCAUGAGGAACAACUCAACACUCCAACAUCAUCAUUGCUGUUUAUUUUAGGGGACGUAGAAUUGUUGGGUUGCUAUUGUUUACAUGCAAGAACCUGCCAUUAGAUCACGAACGAGAAAUACAUGCCUAUUGCAGAAAAGGACUACAGAUAAUGGAUAUACUCCUGUAUACACUGUGUAUGAAACAACAUGCACAAUAACAAACUGUUUACCUUUUUCUGUGUGUUUAUUUUUUUUGCCCCGCAAAAGCAAAGUGCAGUAUCUGCAAAUUUGGUAAAAAACAUUUGAUCUGUUGUAAUGGCCUGGUGUAAUAUGUGAUAAUAAGGCAUUUAGUUUCCUGACAAGAACAACCCAGUCAAUCAGAAUAUAUCAUGAAGUACCAAAAAUUGCUGUAUGUCUGUGUAACGGAUGUGGAAUGGCUAGCUAGUUAGCGGUGGUGCGCGCUAAUAGCCUUUCAAUCGGUGACGUCACUUGCUCUGAGACCUUGAAGUAGUGUUGCCCCUUGCUCUGCAAGGGCCGUGGCUUUUGUGGAGCGAUGGGUAACGAUGCUUCGUGGGUGACUUUUUGAUGUGUGUAGAGGGUCCCUGGGUCGGGGCGAGGGGACGGACUAAAGUUAAACUGUUACAUCUGGACAGAAAAAGACUUUGAAGUCAGAUUUUGCUGUUAAUUAUUUUAAUCAGAUAUUGCACUUUGCCUUUGUAGGGUAUGCAUAUAUGAGGAAUGCUGUAGCAGACUGCCAUGAUCAAGUAACUGGGACAUUUAGUUAGUUGUGUGCAUGAUGUUGAAAUGUAGGUCAUACAUUUUUAUCUCAGGUGUUGUUCGAAAAGACCGGAAUAUUCAAAGCCCUCAUUAAAUAAGUCUUAAUAUUUUAAUUUAAUCAUUUAUUUGAAUCAAGGGUCAUAGCCAGUUAUAUAUAUACACAUCAUUGGUCAUCUAGCUUGUGUUCAUUUCUAACAUGGUUGUUCAGAAUAAACAGCCCACUGACUGCCUUGUACUUUACCCCUAGAUGAGUUACAUUUUUAUUGCUGCAAUAAAUUCUCAGAAGAACUGUGAGUAAACAAAUUCUGUUACGAACAGUUGAACAGUUUGACUUUUAGCAAUGAUGAAUUGAUUAGGUUUUAUGAAAAUCAAUGCAAUACAAUCUACAGUAAUGUGGUAGUAACAAUGUUGGAAUAACACUGCGUUAAAAUGUUCCUAUAAAGGGGCCUGACGCUUGUCCUUGGUACCUCAAUAUGAUUGAAAGCUUAAACUGCCGUAUUGUUACUGUACACACUGAAUAAAGACAAAAACAGUAUAUGUUUCCAUGUAAUAAGGUUUUGAUUAAAAGCUGAAUAAAAUCUGAAAUGUU
Molecule: messenger RNA, 2661 nt
Organism: Salvelinus namaycush (lake trout)
Lineage: Eukaryota; Metazoa; Chordata; Actinopteri; Salmoniformes; Salmonidae
Exons: 10
Coding region: 59-1312 (417 amino acids)
Molecular function (GO): zinc ion binding
Source: RefSeq, a predicted model, not a curated record